AUGAGCUGCAAACUAAAACUGGUCUGUAUAGUCGGUGGCAAUGCCAUUUCCGCCUUCCUGUCAUGGCGAUUGCAGGCCACCACCUCCUGCGACGUGACUCUCGUCUGGAAAUCCGGCUUUGAGGCCGUCUCCCAAUAUGGCGUCUCCUUCAAAUCAAAAGCUUUCGGCAAUGAGCGUUUCAAACCCCGUCAUGUUGUCCGCGCCCCCGAAGAAGCCUCAUCCCGCGAAACCGCCUACGACUACGUGAUUCUCUGCGUCAAGGCUCUCCCGGAUGUCUACGACCUCGCCUCGCACACCUGCAUCCUCGUCAACACGACAAAUACACUCGGAAUCGAGUCCCAUAUCGAGCAACGAUACCCGACAAAUGUCGUCCUCUCCCUCGUCUCCAACGUCGAAAUCACCCAGACCGGCCCCGCCGAGUUCGAGCACCUUAAUUCCAGCGAAAUUCACGUGGGCGCGACCAGUAGAAAAUCCUCAAUCCCGACCUCUAUACAGAAUGACAUGGCGUCCGCCCUGGCAAUGACCCUCAAUACCGGCCAGGUCGAUUGCAAGGUGUCUCCAAAUAUCAGACAGGAGCAGUUCGAGCGGAUGAUCGGCCCGAUCGCAUUUCACCCGGCCAGUGUGGCCUUUGAGUGCCCGAACCCGACCCAGCUCCUGGAGAAGACCGGCGUGCGUCAGCUAGUUACAGGAAUUCUCGACGAGUUGGUGAUGCUGGCUUCCUCCCAUGGUUGCAAUUUCCCUAGCGAUUUCCGCGAGAAGACAAUCGAGAAGAUGACCGCCUCCGACGCCCCAAGCACAAUGUAUCAGGACUUCACUUCCAGGCGCCCGAUGGAGAUUGAGAACUUCUUGGGAUCCCCCAUUAAAAUGGCCACCGAAUCCGACACGUCUGUGCCCCGGAUCGAGGCGCUCUACGCCAUGCUUCACCACAUCAAUAUCACAAACCAGUCCAAACCCCGCCAUGGGGAUUCUCCGCCUGCAUCUAUCAUGGGCCAGCCCCCUCCCCGGAUGUCCUCCGUACCCCCGCAGCAACAAGGACAGCGGCCGCCUCUUAAUGGGAACGGCGCGAUGCGAGCGAGUCGGACACAUUCGAGUAUGGGGAUGCCUCCUGGUGCGCGACGAGGCCCACCUCCGGGCAUGAUGCGUCCGCCACCUGGUGGACCGAUGCCGCCUCAAGCCAACCGCGUUCCUCGCGACCCAUCAUUGGAGGGUCUGGAGGAGUUUAGCCAUCUAGUAUUGUACGACGAUGUGAUGGAAGGCGGUUCUCCACGCCCCAAUGGCAAUGGUCACCCAGAGGGCGGCGCUGAUUUGGCUAUUCGGGAGCGAGAGCUCGCUCUUCGCCAACGAGAACUGCAGCUUCGUGAACAAGAGAUGGGCAUGGGCAUGGGUAUGGGCAUGGGAAUGCGACGCGGACCUGGACCUGGACCUGGACCUGGAGGCCCUGGCCCUGGACGUCGAGGCCCACCUCCUCCCCGAGCUCCUGCGUCGGUCUUUGAUGAAGAGGAUGAGGAUUAUUUCGACCCCAUGGACACCAUGGCGAUCCCCCAUAUCGACCCCGACCAAGUGGACAUGAUGAGCAUGACUUCGCGCCGUCGCAAGGGCCCCAGCAACACCCAAUUCCGCAAGAAUCCCGAGAUGGCCGCCGGCGGCCCUGCGAUGCACGCCAGCCGACCCUCGUCAUCAGCUUUUGGUCGCUACUUCGGACGCAAACGCGCGAGUGAUCGCGCAAUGGCCGAUAUCCCUGGCCUCCACGAUUCCCUUAUGGACAAUCCCAUGUUGAGCUACUCUUCCAACAGAUAUGGUGCCGUCGACCGCAACCAGCUUCACGCCGACUCGCGAGCCAACUCGAUGACCGCAAGCCAGAUGGGAGACUUCCCUCCUCGUCCCUACCCGCAAAGCCGGCGUAACAGCCAGUCUCCUGGGGGACCUUUCCCAGGAGCACCUGGCCCUGGUGGCCCUGGUGGCCCCGGCGGCCCUGGACCCCGAAUGGGUCGCCCACCCACCGCGCACGACCAGAAUCUUGGACCCCCUGGUGGACCUCCCUAUAACGGCCAUCCAUCGCCGCCUGGAAACAUGCGGACACCGGUUCCCCGGCAUCCGUCAGGACAAGGCCCGGUUGGACCCCAACAGAUUGAGCAACACUACGGGAACAAAAGUCUGACCGGCAGUGCGAGCGCCAGCGCGGAGAGUGGUGAUAGUGGAGCCAGUGCCAAUAUUGAUUCCGAAGUGUCGGCUCAUAGUAGUCAAGCCAGUUUAGGUGGCCAACAACACCAACAACAACACAUCGCGGCCCCUGCUGUGCACUGA
This is a messenger RNA of Penicillium cosmopolitanum, 2304 nucleotides long. Its product is annotated as ketopantoate reductase family protein. The transcript is spliced from 6 exons. NCBI's taxonomy places the organism in Eukaryota, Fungi, Ascomycota, Eurotiomycetes, Eurotiales, Aspergillaceae. The coding region runs from base 1 to 2304 and encodes 767 amino acids. Gene Ontology annotation, molecular function: oxidoreductase activity. The record is from RefSeq and is a predicted model, not a curated record. Gene Ontology annotation, cellular component: cytoplasm.